AUGGACAAAUUUCGUUACUCCAAAAAUGGGUUUCUUGUAAACGACACAUGCAUCAUUGUUGCCGAAGUUUCUCGCAAUGACAAUUCAUUUGAUAGUGAGUUAGGAAGUUUCAAGGGAUUGUGCAAAAUAGAGAAAGACUAUGUUAAACUACUAAAGAAAUCAUGUUCAAAGUACUUUUCUCUUAUUGAAAGCCAUAGAAAGAGAAAAAGGAGCCAAAUGUUCAAUCAACUUUCAUUCACAACAUUAGGGAAACUCUUGCAUUUUCUAAAGACUAAGAAAGUGAAGGACAUGAAGAGUGAUGAUGCUUGUAAGGAGUUACAAGAUUUAUGGGAUGAAGCUGAGAUUAGAUUUGAUGAUUUGAGUUUAGGGAAUGCAACCAAAGUGGAAAAGCAUGAGGUUAAUGUGGUUGAUUUGGAAGAAAAAGUUAAUACCCUGAAAGCAGAGGCAAUUGCUAUAGAUGCUGUUCUUGAAACAACAAAGAAAGAAUUGGCAAUGCUUGAAGAAGGUUUUGUAGAAGUAGAUUUGGAUGAUCAACUAGGAUAUGGAAUACCCUAA
Arachis ipaensis is the source of this 555-nucleotide messenger RNA. RefSeq lists its product as uncharacterized. The record is from RefSeq and is a predicted model, not a curated record. NCBI's taxonomy places the organism in Eukaryota, Viridiplantae, Streptophyta, Magnoliopsida, Fabales, Fabaceae. Gene Ontology annotation, molecular function: protein binding.